Caretta caretta (loggerhead turtle) is the source of this 9577-nucleotide messenger RNA. RefSeq names its product transient receptor potential cation channel subfamily M member 2 (gene TRPM2). Gene Ontology annotation, biological process: release of sequestered calcium ion into cytosol. Gene Ontology annotation, cellular component: plasma membrane. The record is from RefSeq and is a predicted model, not a curated record. Lineage: Eukaryota; Metazoa; Chordata; Testudines; Cheloniidae. Gene Ontology annotation, molecular function: ligand-gated calcium channel activity; ADP-ribose diphosphatase activity.
UGCCUCAGCUGAUUCUUCUCUCAUCACCUGGGUCUCAGCUAGUCAACUGACCUGCCUGGAGGGGGAGUCGAAGGGACAUUCCCCAUGUCUGGCACCGAACGUCUGAGCAGGAGAUGCAGGAGGAGGCUGCACAGCAGGUGCAGGCAGGACUUCUCGGCGUAACAAAUUCGAGAGGCUGUGUUGAGGGUGACGAGAGACCUGCCCCGUAGCUGGGAGUGGCAGGCAAGCCAGAAUGCUACCCCUAGAGCUGAAUGGAGUCUGCCCUGAUGAGGGAGACAGCUACGUUGUGCAUCCCAAGAUCUGCGACCUCAAAAUGGUUCCCAACCUCAGACGCAGCAAUAGUGGCUUCUGUAAGAGCAAGAGGAAGGCUCACUUUGCCACUGGCAAUAAUGAAAAGGAGAAUCUCAGCUCAUGGAUUUCUGAAAACAUCAGGAAGAAGGAGUGUGUGUACUUUGUUGAAAGUUCCCAAAUGUCAGAUACUGGGAGGGUCAUGUGUGAGUGUGGUUACCCCAGGGAACAGCACCUGGAAGAGGCUACAAAGCCAUCUGUUUUCCUGGGGAAAGAAUGGGACCCCAAGAGGCACAUCCAAGAAAUGCCGACGGACGCAUUUGGUGAUAUCAGCUUUGUAGGUCUGGGACCAAAGGUGGGAAAGUAUGUGCGCGUCUCGGCGGACACCCCUCCAUGCGUCAUCUACCAGCUGAUGACUCAGCACUGGGGCCUCGACUUGCCCAACCUGCUCAUCUCUGUGACCGGGGGAGCUAAGAAUUUCAACAUGAUGCCGAGGCUGAAGAACAUCUUCCGACGGGGGCUGGUCAAGGUGGCCCAGACAACAGGUGCCUGGAUCAUAACGGGUGGGUCCCACGCCGGUGUGAUGAAGCAGGUGGGAGAAGCUGUGAGAGACUUCAGCAUGAGCAGCAGCUGCAAAGAGGGCAAAAUUGUUACCAUCGGCAUAGCCACCUGGGGGACCGUGUACAACCGAGGCAGCCUCAUCUGCCCCAUGGGCGGCUUCCCGGCUGAAUACGUGCUGGAUGAGGAGAGCCAGGGGAACCUCUCCUGCCUGGACAGCAACCACUCCCACUUCAUCCUGGUGGAUGACGGGACCCAUGGCAGAUACGGUGUGGAGAUCUCCCUGAGGACCAGACUGGAGAAGUUCAUUUCCGAGCAGACUAAGGUGAAAGAAGGAGUCGCCAUCAAGAUCCCAAUCGUCUGCGUAGUGCUGGAAGGGGGACCUGGGACGCUCAAUACAAUCUACAAUGCGAUCACCAAUGGCACCCCAUGCGUGAUAGUGGAGGGGUCCGGGCGUGUAGCUGAUGUCAUUGCACAGGUGGCCAAUCGGCCUCUCCCAGAGAUAACCAUCUCCCUGAUUCAGAAGGAACUGAGCAUCCUCUUCCGGGACACCUAUGAGCUCUUCACCGAGGGCAAGAUCAUGGAGUGGACCAAAAAGAUCCAAGACAUAGUGCGGAGCAGGCAGCUCCUGACCAUCUUCCGGGAGGGCAAAGAUGGCCAGCAAGAUGUGGACGUGGCCAUUCUUCAGGCACUGCUCAAAGCCUCCCGAAACCGCGAUCACUUUGGCCACGAGAACUGGGACCACCAGCUGAAGCUGGCAGUGGCCUGGAACAGGGUGGACAUUGCUCGCAGUGAAAUCUUCACAGAUGACCAUGAAUGGAAGCCUGCAGAUCUGCACCCCGUGAUGGCCGCCGCCCUGAUCGCCAACAAGCCGGACUUCGUGAAGCUGUUCCUGGAGCAGGGCGUGCACCUGAAGGAGUUCGUCACCUGGGACACCCUGAUCUACCUCUACGAGAACAUGGCGCCCUCCAGCCUCUUCCACAGCAAGCUGCAGAAGGUGCUGGUGGAGGAAAAGGAGCGCUCGGCCUUCUCCAAGGUGCCAAAGAUCCAACUGCACCACGUGUCCCAGGUGCUGAGGGAGCUGCUGGGCAACUCCACGCAGCCGCUGUACCCGAAGCCCAAGCAUGCUGAGCGGCACCGGCUCUCCAUCGCCGUCCCACAUAUCAAGCUCAACGUGCAGGGCGUGAGUCUCCGCUCCCUCUACAAGCGCUCAGCUGGCCGGGUCACCUUCACCAUGGACCCGGUCAGGGACCUCCUCAUUUGGGCUAUUGUCCAGAGUCGCAAGGAGCUGGCUGAAAUCAUCUGGGCCCAGAGCCAGGACUGCAUUGCGGGGGCUCUGGCCUGCAGCAAGAUCCUGAAGGAGCUGUCCAAGGAGGAGGACGACACGGACAGCAUGGAGGAAAUGCUGACCCUGGCAGAGGAGUAUGAGCACCGAGCCAUUGGCGUGUUCACAGAGUGUUACCGCAAGGACGAGGAGAGAGCCCAGAAGCUCCUUAUCCGAGUCUCGGAAGCCUGGGGCAAAACCACCUGCUUACAGCUGGCGCUGGAGGCCAAGAACAUGAAUUUUGUGUCCCACGGAGGCAUCCAGGCCUUUCUGACCAAAGUCUGGUGGGGGAAGCUGUGCGUGGACAACGGGCUCUGGAGGGUGAUCCUGUGCAUGGUGUUCUUCCCCCUCAUCUACACCAGCUUCAUCACCUUCAGGGAGAAGAGGCUGCAGCCCAUGAGCUGCCUGAGACGCACCCACGCCUUCUUCACGGCCCCCGUCGUCAUCUUCCACCUGAACAUCCUCUCCUACUUCAGCUUCCUCUGGCUCUUCGCCUACAUCCUGAUGAUCGACUUCCAGGCGACGCCGUCCUGGCGGGAGUACAUCAUCUAUUUUUGGCUCUUUUCCCUGGUGUGCGAGGAGACCCGCCAGCUGUUCUAUGACCCCGAUGGCUUUGGGUUACUGAAAAUGGCUUCCUUGUACUUCAGUGAUUUCUGGAAUAAACUGGAUGUUUGCGCCAUCUUGAUCUUUAUAACAGGGUUGACCUGCCGAUGGAUCCCAUCCACUUUAUAUCCAGGACGGAUCAUAUUGUCUCUGGCUUUUAUUAUUUUCUGCUUGCGGCUGAUGCAUAUUUUCACAGUCAGUAAAACUCUGGGGCCCAAGAUCAUCAUAGUGAAGAGAAUGAUGAAGGACGUCUUCUUCUUCCUCUUCCUCUUGGCUGUCUGGGUUGUGUCCUUUGGCGUAGCCAAGCAAGCUAUCCUGAUCCAUAACGAGGAGCGUGUGGACUGGAUCUUCCGGGGCGUCGUCUACCAUUCCUACCUGACCAUUUUUGGGCAGAUCCCUUCCUACAUCGAUGGGGUGAACUUCAAUCUGGAUCAGUGCAGCCCGAAUGGAACAGACCCCUACAAGCCCAAGUGCCCCGAGAGCAAUAAGGAUAAGCGGCCUGUCUUCCCCGAAUGGCUGACAGUCAUCUUGCUCUGCCUGUAUCUGCUCUUCACAAACAUUCUCCUCCUCAACCUGCUCAUCGCCAUGUUCAACUACACGUUCCAGCAAGUGCAGGAGCACACCGACCAGAUCUGGAAGUUCCAGCGGCACGACCUGAUUGAGGAAUAUCACGGCCGGCCUGCUGCUCCCCCGCCCUUCAUCCUCUUCAACCACCUGCAGCUCUUCAUCAAGAGGGUCCUGCUCCGGCAGCCAGCGAAGCGGCACAAACAACUCAAAGAAAAGCUGGAGAAGAACGAGGAAGUGGCCCUUCUUUCCUGGGAGACGUACCUGAAGGAGAACUACCUGCAGCACCAGCAGAGCCAGGAGAAGCAGAACAUGGAGCAAAAUAUCCGAGACGUCGUGCAGAGGGUGGAUGUGUUGGCGGAGUUGCUGGAUUUGGAUCAGGUGAAGAGGACCGGACUGGUGGAGCAGAGGCUGACUGGUCUGGAAGAGCAGAUGUCCCAGACUGCCAAGACCCUGGCCUGGAUCGUGCGGGCCCUGCGUGGGAAUGGAUUUGGUUCAGAGGAGGACGCACCCACCGUGGUCCCCAGCAAAGCCCCAGAGCUGAAGGAAUACGGCUUGGAGGAGAAGCCCGAGGAGACGAUGGCUCUGUACCAUGUGAGCGCCCGCAACCUCCUCUAUCCCAGCUCCUCCACAGUCCGUUUCCCAGUGCCGGACGAGAAGGUGCCCUGGGAGGUGGAGUUCCAGAUCUAUGACCCUCCCUUCUACGUGGCAGACAGGAAGGAGAUUGCUGCGUGCGAUCCUCUCAGAGACUCCCUGGAGGCUCUUUCGAAGAUAAACUACAAUGCGAUGGAUGGACUGAUCAACCGGCAGAGCUUCCACGGCACGUAUACCAUCCAGAACAGGCUGCCACUGAAUCCUAUGGGCAGGACGGGGUUACGAGGCCGAGGAAGCCUACGCUGCUUUGGACCGAACCAUGCACUGCACCCCAUAGUGACGCGCUGGAGAAGGAAUAUGGAUGGAUCCAUUUAUAGAAAGAGCCUAAAGAAAAUGCUGGAGGUCUUAGUUGUCAAGUCUCCUGUAUCAGAUCACUGGGCUCUGCCAGGGGGGUCACUGGAGCCAGGGGAAUCGCUGCCAUUGAAGCUGAAGAGGGUCCUGAGGAGGGAGUUCUGGCCACAGUUCCAGAACCUGCUGAACCAAGGUGCAGAGGUAUACAAAGGCUACGUCGAUGACCCCAGGAACAUGGACAAUGCCUGGAUCGAGACAGUGGCCAUCAACGUGCACUUUGAAGAUGAGAACGACGUGCAGAUGAAGCAGCUGAACUCGUUUCUCCAGGGCAGCGACCCAGAGGCGUGCGUCCGGUGGCAGCUGGUGGACAAGAGAAUUCCACUGUACGCAAACCACAAGGAACUGCUGCAGAAGGUGACUGCUCUUUUGGGGGCCUAUUACUGAUGUUACGGCCGCCACCUGGGAUGGAUUUUUCCGAAGCUGGGAGAAGUGUCAUGGAGAUCUGCCUGCCUGCUCCCCUUGUCUCCUGUUGCUCUAGACUGGGGCUUUGGGUGUGUACCUUGGCUUAACCCUCCAGGAUCAGUGGGACUGUGGGUAACAUGCCAUGCUGCAUGACUCUCCUUCUCACUCUCUUGUAUCAUUACUUGCGAGUGAAUGCAGCACUCUCGUGAGACACAGAUGGCAGCAGCUUGUGUCAGGCCGUCGUCCUUGCAGGAGUUGCCCCACACAGCUCUGCCAAUGCACUACAAAUUUAGCUGGCAACUUCCCCUGUUGUUGUGGUCUUGGAUUUCUCCUGGGCGGAGCCUGACGCUUUGGCUAAGUUAGCAGUGGGUUUGGGAUGUGCACAUGUGGGACCUGGAAAGAGACUUAACUCAUGGGCCAGUUUUCCCACCCAUAUCUCUAGAGGUGAAAGGCUCCUGAUGUGUGGUGCCACCUAGUACCGGGCCAGGACAUCUGCGUUCAGUUCCUAGCUCUGCCACAGACUCCCUGGGGGAGCUUGGGCCCGUCACUUGGGGAGGGACUCACAAAAGUUCUAAGUCCCAUGGGCAGAGGAGUCCCGCUCUUGUGUAUCAGCACCUCCCCUUGGCUGGCUUAGGCAGUCCCACCUAGCAUGCUGGCUUUGUGGGCACAUUCUCAGGUGCAAGUCUCUCCCCAUGCAUUUUAUAGGGACCCUAGGCACUGAACGCAGCUUUAUGGAUCCCAGUGUGAGCCUGUGAUUUGGUAGGCUCCGCAACGCCCAACGUCACAUCGCCUAAGUCCCUUUGUAACUCUGGGCCCGAGUUUCUUUAGGCCUCAGUUCCCUAUCUGUACCAUGGCUCCUCUGGCUCACCUGUGGAGAUUGUAGGCUCUGCACAGCAGGGGCUGUCUCUCCCUGUGUUAUGUACAGCGCCUGGCACAAUGAGUGCCUCGUCCUUGCUGGGGCCCCCAGUCCCUACUGUCAUGGUGUAAUCUAACACUAAUGGGGACGGGCAGCAGAUCCCAUGGCCUGCCUUCACUCUGCUGCUGACGCACCUGGGCUACCGUACAUCCUCUUUCUAAGGGACAUUGCUCCAUCCACCACACUCGCCCCACUCCUAGGGGCACCUGAGCGUGGAUUUAGGCCAGCACCUCACUCCUAGGCCAGUCCAUAUGGGGUCUUCCCACUGCCCCCUCCCUUUCAUUCCAGGUACCCUCUGUUUUUUUCUUGAUGCCUACUCUGAACCUUGGCUGCUCCUGUGUAUGUCAGCCAUGGUCAUGCUCUCCUGGGGCUUGGAGAACAGCAGGGAUCUUUGUCUAGGCUGGCACUGGUACUGCUUCACGGAAUACAAAGCAGGUGUCUCCCUUCCCCCCCAUCAGCCAGUUGCUAUGUCUCACUCGUAGCCCUGAGCUCAGACAUCCUGGAAGGCACGUGCUUGGAAGACACUCCGGAGCCCAGGGUUUCACAGAGCUCAUGUCACUUCUCUACCUCUGUCAGAGGCACCGUCCUGGAUGUCAGACUUCUCCCUUGCACCUGAUCACACUCACAUCACUCAUCUUGGACCCGGAAGAUGCUGAACGUUGUGGCUCCUCUACAGACUUAUUUGUAAAGUGCUUUGGGAUCUCUUGGCCUGGAAGUGUCUCUAUUGUGUGUAAAAAGAAAAGGAGGACUUGUGGCACCUUAGAGACUAACCAAUUUAUUUGAGCAUAAGCUUUCGUGAGCUACAGCUCACUUCAUCGGAUGUAUUCAGUGGAAAAUACAGUGAGGAGAUUUAUAGACACACAGUGGUUCUGUUGUGUGGUGUGUGGUUGCUGGUGAGUAUUCGCUUCAGGUUGGGGGGCUGUCUGUAGGCAAGGACUGGCCAUGUCUCCCAAGAUUUGAGAGAGCGAUGGGUCGUCCUUCAGGAUAGGUUGUAGAUCCUUGAUGAUGCGUUGGAGAGGUUUUAGUUGGGGGCUGAAGGUGACGGCUAGUGGCGUUCUGUUAUUUUCUUUGUUGGGCCUGUCCUGUAGUAGGUGACUUCUGGGAACUCUUCUGGCUCUGUCAAUCUGUUUCUUCACUUCAGCAGGUGGGUAUUGUAGUUGUAAGAAUGCUUGAUAGAGAUCUUGUAGAUCAUUGUGGAAUUCCUCAAGGGCUUCUUUUCCAUGGGUCUAGAUGAUGAAGAUGUCAUAAAUAUAGCGCAUAUAGACAUCUUCAUCAUCUGGACCCAUGGAAAAGAAGCCCUUGAGGAAUUCCACCAUGAUUUCAACAAUUUCCAUCCCACCAUCAACCUCAGCCUGGGCCAGUUCACAUAAGAGAUCCACUUCCUGGACACUACGGUGCUAAUAAGUGAUGGUCACAUAAACACCACCCUAUACCGGAAACCUACUGACCGCUAUUCCUACCUACAUGCCUCCAGCUUUCACCCAGACCACACCACACGAUCCAUUGUCUACAGCCAAGCUCUACAAUACAACCGCAUUUGCUCCAGCCCCUCAGACAGAGACAAACGCCUACAAAUCAGAUGUCAAGAUUUAUAACAUUCAUAAACCAGUCGGAGAACACUUCAAUCUCUCUGGUCACUCGAUUUCUGACCUAAAAGUGGCAAUUCUUCAACAAAAAGACUUCAAAAACAGACUCCAACGAGAGACUGCUGAAUUGGAAUUAAUUUGCAAAUUGGAUACAGUUAACUUAGGCUUGAAUAGAGACUGGGAGUGGUUGAGUCAUUACACAAAGUAAAACUAUUUCCCCUUGUUUAUUUCCACCGCCCCCCCGCACUGUUCCUCAGAGGUUCUUGUUAACUGCUGGAAAUGGCUCACCUUGAUUAUCACUACAAAAGGUUUUCUCCCUCCCCCCUCUGCUGGUAAUAGCUCAACUUAAGUGAUCACUCUCCUUACAGUGUGCAUGAUAAACACCCAUUUUUUCAUGUUCUGUGUGUCUAUAAAUCUCCUCACUGUAUUUUCCACUGAAUGCAUCCAAUGAAGUGAGCUGUAGCUCACGAAAGCUUAUGCUCAAAUAAAUUGGUUAGUCUCUAAGGUGCCACAAGUACUCCUUUUCUUUUUGCGAAUACAGACUAACACGGCUGCUACUCUGAAACCUGUCUAUUGUCUGUGCGAGCUACUCGGUCUUGUUGUCAUCUCACUGGUUUUGACACAAAAUGUUGACUCCCAAGUGGGGUUAUGGGGCAGCACGUUAUAAAGGAAUUAACCCCAAUCUAGGUUGAGCAUCUACUGCUAUUAUUUAUUUCUUGCUCUGUUCCUUAGGUUGGGGUCCCUGGCACCCCUGUUAAAGCCCAGCAUCCUCAUAUUUGGCCCUGAACAUGCUGGGAACUGCAUUGUAUCUGAGCUUAUUCCUUGAACCAGCUCUAGUCGCCUUCCUUAGAUGCUAGCAUGCCAGCAGCCAGGGCAGAAAGCAUCCAUCAGUCAGGGCCUAAAUUGUGCCCCCAGCCGUUGACAUCCCCCCGCAGGGCCGGAGCAGUCAAACGUGGCUGGCGAGUGGUUCUAGAGGACAGGGGGGGGUUGACUCGGGAAAGCCAGGGUAUGGAGACAAGGUGGGUGAGGGUGCAUAUUUGGGUUUGAAUUUGAAAUAGCUGCCAUUAAAGUGUCUGCGUCGUAAAUAGGCACACGUAUGGACCAGGCAUUUUGAGGGCAGUAGCACCAUGGGAGAUAGCCUGCAGUCCCAUUAUUCUUCCUUUGGAUUCCUGUGCAGCCCCCAAACAUCCACUUCGAGAUUUCCAUUCCUUAUGAAGUCGCUGGACACUGAUCUUUGAUUUCCCACCCUGCCACAAUUCAUCGCUAGAAAUGAAUGAUGGGGUCACAUCCUUUCGCCAGCCAGUCACAUGUAACUCCCAGGCUAGCCGACCAGGAUCUCCAGAUCAAAACUAGUUCAAAACAGGCUGAGAAAGCGUUUGCAUAUAAACCUGCUUAGCAAGAACAUCUGUCAAGCCCUCUCAGCCCAUUAGCUAGCAGUGGAUCAGGAAGAGGUCCGGAGUGUAGCACUUUGGCCUCGGUUCACAAAGGGAUUUAGGCAUCUAAGUUGCAUGUGGGGCUGAAUCCGUUAGGUGCGCCCUGAGCAUGCUUACUGGAUCGGGCUCCAUAUGUGAGCUCACACAAAACAGCUGAGGGAGGAGGACGGGGAGGAGGAGCUCCCUCCUAUGUUUUAGUCCAGUGAUUUGGGGACUCAUCUGGGAGACCGCCAUACGUGUCCACCCUCCACCCAAUGAAAAAAAGGGAUGUGAACAGGGAUCUAGUGGAGUGCUCUAACCACUGGACUAUUCUGCAGUGGCCUUCUUCCCUCAGUCUCUCCAGUUGAAGCUGUUGAAUUGUGGAUAAAUAAUUAGUGUCACUGGAGCAGGAGGACUGGCACCUGGGAGUCCCAGCUCCUGGAUAAGUGCUCUAACCAGCAGGCUGUACAGUCAUUCUCAUGCUCUCUUUCCUUACAUCUCCGCCGUAGGACAGCUUUAACCAGAGAGGCUGAGGGAACCCCACAGCCCAGCACCUGUGAGGUGACAGAUCGCUGUUCAGAACCCUCCUCCUCCUCUGGCAUAGGGGAAACAUGACACAAGGGCCCUCCCCAUCCCCGAUGAGUGCUGUAACAAUCAGUGGCCCAGCGCCUAAGGCCCUUUGUGCAGCUAGACCUUGAUGACCGUAGCUGGUCUUGAUGGGAUUUUUUGCUGUCAUUUAGUCAGUCUUUGCUCAAUCAAACUAUUCCUUCCACAACGAUAUACGGAGCAGUGUAUGCAGAACAACAGCAUCUCGCCUGCAAUGAUGCACCAAAGUAGGCUUCAGCGUUUGCAUAAGGGGACAGAAUGAUGUUUUAUUUAAUGCUUCUCUUAACUCAAUAAAUCUAACAAUUAAGAUCAA